AUACAAAAGACUGUCCUUUCCUGUCGCUGUUGAGGGAGUUUUGUCAGUCUGGCAGGUUCUGCGAAUGCUGCGCCUCCGUCUUUUGUGCUGGCUUUGCAGAAUUGUGGCUUUGCUUUCUCUGGGGCAAAAAACUUGGAACUACAGAAAUAGUUGUACAUCGUUUCCCCCCUAGAUUUGUCUAAUAGUAAGACCUCUAAGGUUUGAGUGACAUCUCUGUGGAAGUAAUGCAGUUUGUUUAGAUGCUAGCAGGGUACAAAGCAACUUACAGGCAGCUUUCACGUUUAAGGUAUUUGUAGUGUCCUUAUGGAAGGAACGAGGGGAUGGGAAUCUUCCUCUUAAACUUGAAGGUGUUUAGGAUUGUGUUUCCUGUGAUUUGCACGUCAGAUUCAGUCAGCUGUAUACUUUGGAAGCCUUCAGCAAGGUUUGGAGGUUGCUGCUUUGCAUGCAGACUGAGCACAGCUGUUCAGAGGACUGGAGUGUGGCAGGCACGCUCAGGCGGCCCAACUGGGACAAGGAGGGAAAGAGGUGUAAGAGCCCUGAUCUUGCAGCAGUCAUUUCCAUCUUCCCCAUGCCCCAGUACUUUCUCUUUUGUAAGAAAGUGCUGUAAAGGGCUGGGUGUUUGUAGGGUAACAAAGUCUUGAAAGUAAAUGCUUUUUUUUUUAGGGAAAAUAAGCUGAAUUUGGCCCUAGAAGCAAGCCACACAGCAAUAAUCAUAAAUUAAUGUAUUACCUCAUUAGAUAAUGUUUUUCUUUCUAACUGCAUUCUCAGUGCAAGUCAGAAUGCCUACUGCUUCAUGCGCACAUCCAGAUUUACACCUUUACUGUCUUUUGAAGUUGAGAUGAGAAGAUGGAAGAAACAAAUAGGAUGUCCUAAAUACCUCAUAAAAAGUAGGAGACAGGACACAGGAAGAGUCCACGUACAACCUAAGACCAUGGCAGCACACUGGAGAAAAGUCCUGAUAAUAUGUGUGACAGCUCAAGUACUACUUGUGAAUGCCUUUGAGGAAGAGGAUGUACCUGAGGAAUGGAUUCUUCUUCAUGUUGUUCAAGGUCAGAUUGGAGCAGGAAACUACAGCUAUUUGAGACUAAAUCACGAGGGAAAGAUAGUCCUUCAGAUGCGAAGUUUAAAAGGUGAUGCAGACUUGUAUGUAUCUGAUGUGACACUUCACCCCAGCUUUGACGAGUAUGAGUUACAGUCUGUAACCUGUGGCCAAGACAUGGUGCACGUGCCUGCACACUUCCGCCGCCCCGUGGGAAUAGGGAUUUACGGCCAUCCCUCUCACCUGGAGAGUGAGUUUGAAAUGAAAGUGUACUACGAUCGAACAGUUGUACAGUACCCAUUUGGUGAGGCUUCUUAUAACCCUGAGGAGAUGGAGGCAAACCAGAAAUACUCACAGUCUGCAGAAGAUGAAUCUCAGGAUGAGGAGUCUGUUUUCUGGACUAUACUUAUUGGAAUAUUGAAAUUAAUACUUGAAAUUCUUUUUUAAAUUGUUACACACUGGACUAAGUCACACUUCAGCCUGUGGAAUUGAGUACGAAUGACAUGCUGUAAUAUUUAAUACUCUUUGUUAUGUUUCCUGAAGAGGUAUUCAGGUUACAUUUCCUAAACCAGAAAGGAGGCGGGGAGAAAAAGCCAUAUUUAAUUUUAUAUUGUAAAUCCUCCCCUAUAUGUAAAAUGAGCAGCAAGCACAGUAUUUGCAGUGCUCUUCAAAGAUCGGGGCUUAAAAAUGAAUGUAUAGUUGGGAUCUUGUUAACUUCACUUUUAAAUAGGUGCUUAGGAUGAUCAACUCCAAUUCAGUAUUUUCUAUUGUUUUUUACAAAGAAAAAUGAAAUUCCUGCACUUCAGUCCCCCUCUCAAUUUAGAGCAUAUUUAAAAAUAAAACCUGCUGCUUUUUGAGCAAAUAUCUCCAAUAAAACUAAUUAGCAAUGGGUUUGUGUGUAUUCAUCAAGUUGAGGAGCCUAGGGCAAAGGAAGGAGAAAACAAUCAAUCACCUAAGGGGAUAGGUGGUCUGUAUUUCGGCUGUGUGUGCUCUGCAUCACGUGAACCAUCUGUCAAGCAGAGAUCUAUCCAGUCACUGCAAAUCCAUGGCCUGCAUCAAGUGCAUGUUGCUUCUUUGCUGUUACUGUAGGGAGAGGGAGCCUUCAGCUGUUGUUACUUGUCAGUAUGACAUUUUCAUCUCUCAUUAAAAACAACACAGCAUAUAGUAUCUCGAACUUGAGGAGUGCUUUCUUACACUUCCCUUUAUAGCUUUUUGUGAUUGAUCUCUUUUUUUUAGCACAUCUUUAUGCAUAAGUCAUUAGCUUGCAAAGAAAAUUUCUGCUGAAAGGAAGAAGGUCAUGUCAUACCCACUCUUCCUCUAAAGCUACUUUUCCCAAGAAUAUUUUUUCUUUGGCUGAGUCUUUCAAAAUAACCAGUUGCUAUGCAAAUAGAGUAUAUUUAAAAUGAUCUGUAGCUUUCUUUUCAUGGAGCUUACUGAUGAGUGCACUAAAAUAAACAAGUACAUUACUAUAAUUUUAUACAAAUGAUGGAUGUACAAUUUAAAUUUCAUUCUGAAAGACUUCUAUUUUGGAGUGGAAAUUUGGUUUGUCUAUCUCGACAUCUGAUAGGACGUGAUUAGUGACUUGUAUCACAAAAAAUAAUUAUAUAUUAUUUAAAAGUUUAUUUGGUAAAAAGAAAAAGUGGUAUUGUUCCUCUUAGAGUGGUUGAUUAAAUAGCACCAAAGUAUCACUUUAAUUUGUGCAUUUAAGUUUUGGAGAGCAACCUUUUGGGGUUUUUUUAGCCCUCUUUGCUGUUUUUCCCCCUUCUUCCUCCUCUUCUGGGUACAGGAGGUUCUUUUUGACAACAAUCACAAAUCCAGCGACCUAAGAAAAGAAAGUUAUCAAUUAUUGGGAAACUAAGUUUGUUACUCACUCAUCUAGUUAUGCACCUUUCAUCAUUCUAACAGGCGCUUAUCUAUUUACAGUACUUCCUUUAAUGCAAACAAGCAAUGCUUUUCUUUAAAAUUAAGCCUCUUUUCUGUAAAGCAGCAUAUACAAUUCAUGCUCCCUUGCAGACUCCUUACGUGUAACCACUGGCUACACAAAUCCUUAUGGACCUCAAGAAGUGUCAGCACUACCAAGGACAUGGUUAUUAGAUACGACUUGACAAACAAUGCUCAAGUUUGCCAGUUUUACUUUCAGGUGAAUGACUAUAGUUCAAGGUUAUGGGAAGUUACCCAGAGCAGAAACGAAUGGCACUUGGGGAGGCAUUUAACUGUUUAUAUUACAAAGAGCUGGAACCAUAAAGGCUGCUUUGGUAAUUUUAUAGUUUUUUAGACAUAUGAUCUAUUUUGUUUACAUUCUUAGGUCAGCCUGAAAGUGAAAUCAACCGCAGAACGUGUACUAAAGUGACAACUAAUGCCAGUGCUUCCUACAAUGGGACUGGACAGCAUUUUUGAAGUAGUAUACAGGGUGUAUUGUCACUGCCACUGAAUACCUAUUCAUAAACUUACUUACCAUGGAUUUAGUAUUACAUGUAAAGCAACAUAGCACCUGUUAUUUUCUUUCUACAGCCUUGAGUUAGCCAGGUGAUAGGAGUGACUGGGUAAUUUAAAAGUACAGGCUGCCUGCCUGCCUGCCUGCCGUAGACGUACUUCAGUUAGAGCUUUGAAGUUUAAGUAAAAAAGGGAAGGAUAGGGUUUAAAGAGGUGUUUACAAAUACUGAAACUACAUUUGAAUUUAGAAGCUGAAAUAGCUGCACCAACAAUUAAUGUGAAAGCUACACUCUAGCAAUAUGCAGCAAUACAGUCUCUUUUACAAGUUUCUUUCAUUAAAAGAGGUAAUUACCCUCAGUGUUCUGUGGAUAUGGAAGAAAAUAGUUCUGAGUGAGCCUGUUUGGUUUAUGUUGUAAAAGCCCAUUAUAUUUCCUUUACAGGAAUUGCCAGGUUAAACUGUGCACAACCAAAUAUACAGAAAUAAAGCAUAUUAAAAAAAUCA
Myiozetetes cayanensis is the source of this 3974-nucleotide messenger RNA. RefSeq names its product chromosome unknown C6orf120 homolog (gene CUNH6orf120). The transcript is spliced from 2 exons. The coding region runs from base 794 to 1486 and encodes 230 amino acids. NCBI's taxonomy places the organism in Eukaryota, Metazoa, Chordata, Aves, Passeriformes, Tyrannidae. The record is from RefSeq and is a predicted model, not a curated record.